UCAAGGUGCCUGUCUUUGCUUCUUGCGGAAAGGAUCCCCACAAUUCCUCAAACAAUCCGCAUCACUCGAAAGUUUUCAAGGCCCAAAUGGAGGCGAACCUCCAGCGCGCUGAAGAGCUUAAUGGUCAGCCCUUAAAGUCAGAGAAGUCACGAACCACAAUUGUCAUGGAGUUUGAGAAUCGUCGCUUUCUUGCCCUCGCUAAUCAUAAUGAGAUGUCAAUGAAUAUCAAAUCAUCAUUUCUACCUUCUGCCUACACUCCGUGUACCGUUCCCCUCGACAAUUUGAGAAAGAUCAUGAUAAAAGAUCUACUCAUAGAGACCCACCACCGAGGGUGUUAUCUAUUGCUCAGAACAGUCACCCCAACAGACACCAUAAUGGCCGUGAUGACAAUAGUUGAGGAUGAAGAGGACAGACUUUACAACCAGGAAAAAGAACUCUCACGGUCUCAUCGUAUUGAAGAGAAAACCAUCAUUAUUGUGAAAGAACCAUACGUUAAGGUGAUGGGAGACAGCAACUACUGUAUUCGAGUUGAUCAUUUUUCAGAUCUCAAGUUUAUUCCAACGUUUCAUCAUUUGGUUCCCGCAUCCUGGAUGGAAAAGGUUUUUGAAAUUGAUGAAUCUGUCGAAAGCUGGAAAGAAAAAGGGAACAAGUUUUUUGACCAGCGCAAUUAUCGAUUUGCUAUAGAAUGGUAA
Molecule: messenger RNA, 692 nt
Organism: Penicillium angulare
Lineage: Eukaryota; Fungi; Ascomycota; Eurotiomycetes; Eurotiales; Aspergillaceae
Product: TPR domain protein
Exons: 2
Coding region: 87-692 (201 amino acids)
Source: RefSeq, a predicted model, not a curated record